Messenger RNA from Stomoxys calcitrans (stable fly), 2093 nucleotides. It is a transcript of the gene Setd3, whose product is annotated as actin-histidine N-methyltransferase. The transcript has 3 exons. The record is from RefSeq and is a predicted model, not a curated record. Gene Ontology annotation, molecular function: histone H3K36 methyltransferase activity; histone H3K4 methyltransferase activity; protein-L-histidine N-tele-methyltransferase activity. The coding region runs from base 192 to 1736 and encodes 514 amino acids. Lineage: Eukaryota; Metazoa; Arthropoda; Insecta; Diptera; Muscidae. Gene Ontology annotation, biological process: actin modification; positive regulation of transcription by RNA polymerase II; peptidyl-lysine trimethylation.
GUCUAUUUUUGGUGUUUAUUUGGCGAAGGCUUGAUCAUUUGUUACCUGUGAUUCUAUUUCCAAAAUUCGCAAAUUAUACAAGUAUUCAAAGCAAACGAAUACAACAUAAGCACAAAGUGUGACAAACUUUAAUAUAACUACCAAAAACUACUUGGAAUUCGAAGAAGAGCCUUGUAAUAUAGUCUUUAAAUAUGGAUAAACGCCAUAAUAACAAAAAACACAAUAAAAAUAAACACAAAAAUAAUGCCGGUAACAAUAGCAGUAACAACACCAACAAAGGUCGUGAAUUUGAACAACCCAAAAACCUCAAUCUAACUCCUCAGGCCAGAACGGAGUUAAAAGAACUGGUGGCGCUAUUGCUGAAAACAGUUUAUGUUGAAACCACCAAUCCCAAGGACGAAUGGGCACAGUACAUAAAUAUACAGGAAUUACUGAAUCGUAUACAGGUACUGGAAGCCCCCUUGCAGCGUAAACCUAAGGGCACUGAUAAGACCAGUCGUCUCGCUAACAUUGACAAAUUCUAUCAAUGGGCCAAGGAGAAUGGCGUUAAAUAUGAAGGUGUGGAAAUUGAGGAGUUUCCGGGCUUUGAGCUGGGCUUAAAAGCUACACGUGAUAUCAAAAAAGAUGAAGUGCUAUUCGGUAUACCACGUAAAUUGGCGCUUUGCGAAGAGCACGAAGAUUGUAUGUUUGCUAGGGAUUUCUUUAAGCCUUCUAAUUUGAAAUUGGCCUUUGUUUUAAUGGUCGAGGCAUUGAAACCCAAUAGUUUCUGGAGGCCCUACCUUGAUUUGCUGCCCGAAACUUAUAAUACAGUUUUAUAUUUCACCGUUGAGGAUAUGACACAACUCAAGGGCUCGAACGCUUUGUCGGCAGCGCUGAAGCAGUGUCGUUUGAUUGCACGCCUAUAUGCUAUUAUUUAUCAUUGGCCCUCAAGUCAAAUUCCAUUGGCGGACUUUAAGGAAAUGUUUCACUACGAUUUAUACAGAUGGGCUGUCUCAACUGUAAUGACUCGUGAGAACUUAAUACCUCGCGCUUUGCCCAAGGGUGAAGAUGACAACUCGGACACCAUAGCCGCCUUGAUACCCUUCUGGGAUAUGGCCAAUCAUUGUGAUGGCACCAUCACCACUUUCUUUAACAUGGAAACCCAGCAAGUGGAGAGCAGUGCCCAAAGUGAUUUCAAGAAGGAUGAACAGAUUUUCAUUUACUAUGGAGAUCGUACAAAUGCUGAUUUGAUGAUUCAUAAUGGUUUCAUCAAUUCCACAAAUCCCAAAGACAAAGUGGCCAUAAAACUUGGCCUCAGCCCCUCCGAUCCACUAUUCGAGAAACGUGCCAAACUAUUGGAAUUACUGCAUAUACCAAAGAAUAGCGAAUUGAAAGUGUUGCCGGCGCCCGAUUACAUCUCCUCUGAACUAUUGGCCUUUGUACGUGUCUUCAAUAUGAAUGAGGAGCAAUUGGACCAUUGGAUAACCUCGGAACGGGCAAUGGAUUUAUUGCACAUCGAUUGUGCAUUAGAGACGACGUUGGAAUCCAAAACAUGGCAAUAUUUGCAAACACGUCUUAUGCUGCUGUUGCGUGUCUUCCCUCAAACAUUGGAGGCCGAUGAGCAACAAUUAGCCGAGCUGAAGCAACAAAAGUUGGCUAUGAACUCCAGAGCGGCUAUGAUACUUGAGUAUCGUGUGCUAGAGAAGCGUAUAUUGGCAGCAGCACUUGAUUAUGCCAAACAAAGGACAAAAGCCUAAGAGAGUCACACACACACACACACUUUUAGUUUAACCCCAAACAAGUAGACAAGCAAACAAACAAACAGACCAACUAAAUGAACAACCAGUCAAACUAAAGCAAAGCAAUACAAGCGAGUCUUGUGAACAUCAUGGUAGAGUACUGGAGAUGAGAACAUUGGCAACUCAAAGGCCUAUCACUUUUUUUUUUGGUUAUUUCUUUUUUUUUGGCAAUGUCACAAAGUGAAAGGAGUUUAGCUUUAGUGCAUUGGCUUAAGGUUUUUGUGUUUGUGUGUGUAGGGGUUAGUUUUUUAUUUUUGAAAAUGAAAAUUUAUUUUAUUCUUCUUUUUUGGGGCCAUUUAUUUGGUUAGAUUUUGU